Molecule: messenger RNA, 1961 nt
Organism: Phalacrocorax carbo (great cormorant)
Lineage: Eukaryota; Metazoa; Chordata; Aves; Suliformes; Phalacrocoracidae
Source: RefSeq, a predicted model, not a curated record
AGCAGACACAUUAUCAGAUUAGGGGUAGGAAAACAAACUGAAAUGAAACCAUUCUUCAGCGAGUCCAACCUCUUCUUCCUGUGAUCCUGUGAUGUCACACUACAAACUGCCUGAGAUCUUUUCUCUCCUCUCCAGAAGGUGCUGGGCUGGCGAGAGGCUGCCGGGGCGCAGGACCGUGCUCUGCAGGAACAAACAUGCUCUGGAAUUCCGUUUCUGCCCUAGCAAGCAGCUUGCUUCCCAGCCAGCGGGGCAAGUGAGCGAGCAAGCGCUCCCAGGAGCUGCAAAGCUCGUUUUACAGAAAGAAGGCUGAGGGAGAAAAGCAAGUGCCGCCACUUUGCAGCAUCCGGGAAAUCGAUUUCUAAAGCAUACGUUCCCAGGAAAUUUGGAUGGACAAGACCUCCCCGUCAUGAUCUGCAGACAAGGAUAAGCAGAAAGUUCUACAACGGCUUCAUUGAAUUGAGGGGGGAAAUGGAACUAAGCGAGCUUUGGGAUGACCUCAUCUGCCACAAAUGGUAUGUUUUUUGACUUUUGAAGACUGGUUAUGUGAUUACAAAUAGCCCUUGGAAGAGAAGAGUGACCUCCUGGUGAUUGCUGCCGGAGAUGUACUCCCCUGCUACAGAGCUUGUGCUUCUCCUCUGAAGCUUUACAGCACAACAAACUUACCAAAGCACACAGUUCAAACACAGCGGCAAGUUCUCCUGGAAUUUAAGAUAAGUUGCAAGAAAAAUACCAGAGAAACCUGCAAAUCACAGGAAUUUAAAAUAUACCAUUAUAAUGGUAAGCCCUAAUUGUUCCACUGAGGACUCCUUUAAAUAUACUUUAUAUGGGUGUAUCUUUAGUAUGGUGUUUGUUCUUGGCCUCAUAGCAAACUGUGUUGCUAUCUAUAUUUUUGCUUGUACAUUAAAAGUGCAAAACGAGACUACAACUUACAUGCUCAAUUUAGCAAUAUCAGAUCUGCUUUUUGUAUUUACAUUACCCUUCAGGAUUUAUUACUUUGUAGCGAGAAACUGGCCAUUUGGAGACAUUCUUUGCAAGAUUUCUGUCACCCUCUUUUACACAAAUAUGUAUGGGAGCAUUUUAUUUCUGACUUGCAUAAGCGUAGAUCGCUUUUUAGCUAUAGUACACCCCUUUCGAUCUAAGACUCUCCGAACCAAAAGGAAUGCAAAAAUUGUCUGCACUGCAGUGUGGAUAACCGUGUUAGCAGGCAGCACACCAGCAAGCUUCUUCCAGUCUACAAAUGGCCUUAAUGACACUCAAAGAACAUGUUUUGAAAACUUUUCAGAGAACGUAUGGAAAACCUACCUAUCCCGGAUUGUUAUCUUCAUUGAAAUAGUUGGGUUUUUUAUUCCACUCAUCUUAAAUGUGACCUGCUCUACUAUGGUCUUACGGACUUUGAACAAACCGCUCACAUUAAGUCGGAAUAAAUUAAGCAAGAAAAAGGUACUCAAAAUGAUUGUAGUCCAUUUAGCGAUAUUCUGCUUCUGCUUUGUGCCUUAUAAUAUUACCUUAAUACUUUACUCCCUUAUGAGAACACAGACCUGGGUUAAUUGUUCACUGGUAACUGCAGUCAGGACUAUGUACCCCGUCACUCUGUGCAUCGCUGUUUCAAACUGCUGUUUUGACCCUAUAGUCUAUUACUUUACAUCGGAUACAAUUCAAAAUUCAAUUAAAAAGAACCGGUCCACUAGACCACGGAACUGCACAUUCUCCGAAAGACCAGUUUCGGAAAACUUCAUUCAACACAGCCUUCAGACCAUAAAAAUGAAAAUAUUUGACAGUGACUCCACAAUGUAAACUGUAUUAAAAGACUACUGGGACUAAAGUAGAAUUAGAAGCCUGCACAUUUCUUCAGCUGUGGACGUAUAUUCUGAUAUGUAAAUGUUACGCUUCAUUCACAGCAGAAAAGUUUAUAAGACUGUAAAAGUAUUAAGCAUAAUAAAACACAAAGCAUUUUAAGCAUU